UGUCCCUAGCGUUCGGCUAGAUAGCUGUAGUUAAAAAAAAAACGGCUAAAUGUUUACUAGCUAGUCCUGUAAAAUACAAUUGAAAAGAUGGCGACGGCAAUAUACCUGGAACAUUACCUUGACAGUAUUGAGAAUCUGCCCUGUGAACUACAGAGGAACUUUUCACUGAUGCGGGACCUGGACAAUAGAACUGAAGAGAAAAAAGGAGAGAUCGACAAGCUGGCGGAGGAGUACAUCUCAAGUGUAAGGAACUUGGCUUCGGAACAGAGGGUUGAGCACCUGCAGAAGAUCCAGUGUGCUUACAGCAAGUGCAAAGAGUUCAGCGAUGACAAAGUGCAGCUUGCCAUGCAGACAUAUGAAAUGGUGGACAAGCAUAUCCGCAGGCUGGAUGCAGACCUGGCUCGAUUUGAGAAUGAGCUGAAGGAGAAGUUGGAAGUGAGCAGCUAUGACAGUCCAGAAGGAAGAGGGUUAAAGAAGGGUGAAGGUCGGGGACUGAGGGAGAAGCGUGGACCCAAGGGGAGAGGCAGGAAAUCAUCAGAUGAGGAUUCUCCCAGGAAGAAAAAGCUUAAAAACAGCCCAGAAUUGAGUGACGCUCUCCUGCCAAUGCAACCGUCAGAUGUUUUGGACAUGCCAGUUGAUCCAAAUGAGCCAACAUACUGCUUGUGCCAUCAAGUGUCGUAUGGAGAGAUGAUUGGAUGUGAUAACCCUGAUUGCCCAAUUGAGUGGUUUCACUUUGCUUGUGUUGAUCUUGCUACAAAGCCAAAAGGAAAAUGGUUUUGUCCAAGAUGCACCCAGGAUAAGAAGAAAAAAUGAUAUUUCUUAAAAGUAUUUUUCUCUAAAUGUGUUCUUUGUCUAUGUAGUAAAAUAGUGUAAUAUAUUUACAAAUAUUUCUCUUUCUUUUAUGGCUGUGCAUAAAUAUGAUGGUCUAAAUACAAAGCUUUUAUUCAAAGUACUUGAAAUAUGUAAAAGUUUUAGUAUUUGACAAACAAAUUCAACUGCUGUUGUAAUUUUCUCCAUGGUUAAGUUUUAUUUUUUUAUUCUGUCCUCACUCAAAUAGGGCCAGUGUUAGGAUCUCAUUUGUGUCAGCAUUUUAGUUACCUAGCUACCUCUCGGUUCAAGCACACACAUGCAGAAAUGAUGUAUACUGCAAUCUUGAAUCCUGCCUAAAAAUGUUAAACCAAGCAAAGAAAAACGUUCACUCUGUCCAGUCUUGGACUAAUAAGCUAUCUGGUAAAAGGUGUACUAUAUUUUUUUAAUAUCGACUGUCAAAAGCAUUUGCCCACUCUUGAAUGUAGGAAGCUACUGGUAUCUCUUUGCCAACAUAACCAGCAAGCAUUAAAGCACUUUGUAUGAAAAUCAGCUGUUCACCACUAUAAUGCUAAACAAUUUAACAGUGCCUAGAUUUAAAAAAUAAUAAUUGUGGGGAAUGGCGUUCCAAAGAUAUCGUAUUCAAGCUGCUGUAAAGUACGAAAGAAAGACAAGCAGUAGCUAGGUUUCCAUCCAAUUGGCGAAUAUUCUAAAAUCUGCAUAAAAACUGCAUUUUCCCCUCCAGAGGGGUGUUUCCAUCAAACUAACUGGUUAUGGAUAAAAAGCUGUGCGUGAUGAUGUAGUUCACAUAAAAAACACUUUUGCGGUUAAGUUCCCAUGUAACGAAUUAAAAAAUCUACAUUUUAAAAUGGGUUUCCAUUGCAUUUUAAACUCUACCGAUGGUUUUGUCACAAAAACUGUUGCAAUAAUAUAGCAAACUUGCCCAAUCUGGUUUUGGCGCAUGAUCUAUAGACAGUUCGGACAGGGUAGGUUAUAUGAUGAGAUAUGGAUAAAAGCCAGAUUACUUUUAAAUUGAUAAUUAGCAGCCAAGCACUGAUCAUCAUGUCACCAGCAUCAUUCAAAUUAUAGCCUUUAGUGGAAAUUUGCAUGAAGUUCAUCACCAUACACUUGGAUUUUAGAUUUUGAUUUUAGUCAUUCAGCAGACACUCUUAUCCAGAGUGACUUACAGGAGCAAUUCGGGUUAAGUGCCUUGCUCAAGGGCACGUCAACAGAUUUUUCGGCUCUGGGAUUUUUUUUGGUUACUGGCCCAACGCUCUUAACCGCUAGGCUACCUGCCGCCCACUUAACCACCAUAAAUUAUGACGUUUAUGAAAUAAGUUAUAAAGUUCGUCAUAACUUAUCUGUCGAUAAACUCUGCAUGCUUUUUCACGUCGUGUUAGUAGUACAACGAAACAUAUCAUCGCAUGACUUCAAGUGUACUGCGAUAUGGUUUUUAUAUGUCAAUAUUUGCGCAUAAAAACGUUUCCACCGCAAUUGUCGCAAUCUUUUUCACCGACAAAAAAAAGAUCACCUUGUCUUGCGUAUUUUGUUUUGGCAACAUUGGCAAAUGUACCGUUUCCAUAAGGCCUGUCGUGAGUUUUUUUUGUUUUUAUGCAUCAGGUAAUUCAUCUGCAUGAAAUGGUUGGAUAGAAACCUGGUUAUUUUAAGAGAUUGAAAAAAAAUGAAACGUUAAUGAUUGAGCAAUUAUCCACUGUAAAAGACCACUGCUAUUGCUUUUGAAUAUUUUGUUGACCUAAAAUUUAAAAUGUUUAGAAUUUCAGAUGAUAUUUGAUAGUUGUUGCAUGUGCCACUUUUUAUUCUAACCUUACACAAAAUACUAUUGUCCUUGAUAUAGGCUACAAUGUUGACAACAACAUGUGACAACCACAAGAAUAUUCCUUUCCAAAGAUUGUUACUUUAGUUAAUUAAUUGUUCGGGAUUCUUAGGGGUUUAGCAUAAACGUGUCUUUAUUGAACUGUGAAUAUAUCAAUCUUGUACAAGUAUAAUGCUGUUGAAACAGAGGGUUAAGGAGCCAAAGUAUUUGUAUUUUGUAAAUGUCAGUUUCAUAUCAAUAAACAUGUACAACUAUUCAAUA
Molecule: messenger RNA, 2902 nt
Organism: Coregonus clupeaformis (lake whitefish)
Lineage: Eukaryota; Metazoa; Chordata; Actinopteri; Salmoniformes; Salmonidae
Gene: ing5a
Product: inhibitor of growth family, member 5a
Exons: 8
Coding region: 88-813 (241 amino acids)
Biological process (GO): positive regulation of DNA-templated transcription; positive regulation of apoptotic signaling pathway
Cellular component (GO): nucleus
Molecular function (GO): chromatin binding
Source: RefSeq, a predicted model, not a curated record